Patiria miniata (bat star) is the source of this 2359-nucleotide messenger RNA. RefSeq names its product EGF domain-specific O-linked N-acetylglucosamine transferase-like (gene eogt). The record is from RefSeq and is a predicted model, not a curated record. The transcript has 16 exons. NCBI's taxonomy places the organism in Eukaryota, Metazoa, Echinodermata, Asteroidea, Valvatida, Asterinidae. The coding region runs from base 195 to 1904 and encodes 569 amino acids. Gene Ontology annotation, molecular function: protein N-acetylglucosaminyltransferase activity. Gene Ontology annotation, cellular component: endoplasmic reticulum lumen.
UAUUUCAAAACAACGGCCACGGUACACGCGUGCAACACUUCCUGAAUCCUGGCCGUGUGGUAAAGUGUGGUUGUUUUUGUCAUCAAGAUCACCAAAUAAAUGCCAUAAUCACCAGUACUAUUUAAGACUGAUUUGAAGGUGUACUGUCAACUCAAGUGUUUUUUUUUUAUUAAAAAGAGACAAAGAUCCAAGAUAUGAACGUACCACACUGUCGGCAAGCGUUUCUCACAACAUGCCUGCUUCUGCACUUGGUGCUGUACAACAUUCCGACCAGCCACUCAAGCCCCAGUGUAGAAACAGCGGAAAUCAACGUCGAUCACAUUCCGCUAGAUUCCCAAAUUGUAAACCCACUUCGGCAAGAGGGCGCUAGACAAGAGACGACAGUGAGUGGGACGGGUGACGGGGCUCGUUUCAGUGAUCCCAACCUCCAUCCCGAACACUACCGUUACUACUUCAACAGACGGCCGGAUGAGGCCGAGGCCUGUAGGUUAGAUCCAACAUGCCCUUAUAAGGAAAGUUUGGAUACAUCUGCAUGUUGGGGGUACGAGAAAGGCUGCACACCUGAUAGGAUGUCGGGAUAUCCCAAGGCAUACACAUUUCAAAGAAAAUGGUUUCACUCUGAGCAGGCCCAGGUCAAACAGUUUUGGAUCGACAACGAUUUUGGCUACAUCAAGAAAAUCUUAGAUGAUGGAUGGUAUGCAAUGUGUACCCCUAAAACACAGAAUGGAUCAUCCCUGUCUUGUGUUGACAACGCCCACUCCUGUGUUGCCAAGAAUCUGUGGUUGAGUCUACCUGACUUUCAAGACCAUACCAAACAUAGGGGCAGGCUUGACCCUCAGCAUUUUGGUUCCCCGGGCAACGUUGGCGGCCACUGCAAUCUGAACAAAGAACUGCUGAAGAAACACUCGAAACACUUAUCAGAGCUGCAGUCAUGGUACGGUGAAUUGCGAGAGUUCACUUCAUUGAAAUCCGAUCCAUUCAUGACGUCUAGCUGUGAUGUCGUCAUAGAGGGGCGGGCCUACCUCAUGAAGUUGGAUGCCGGAAUUAACUUGUUCCAUCAUUUCUGUGACUUUGUCAACUUGUACAUCACCCAGCACCUCAUGAAUGAUUUCUCCUUGAACUCCACCAUCGUGAUGUGGGACAUGAGCAACAUGAGAUAUAUUGAUCUCUUUCAGGAUACCUGGGCUGCUUUCUCCAAUCGUCCCAUUGCCAGACUGAACGACUGGAGUGGGAAAAAGGUAUGCUUCCGUGAUGCAGUCUGCGCUCUUCCCCCCAGGAUGAUCCGAGGGUUCUUCUACAACAUGCCUGUCAUCCCAGAUACCUACGGCAGCAGUCUGAUGCGAUCCUUCUCCCAGCACGUCCUCCAUCGACUUGGGAUCCAGCAGAAGGGGCCAUUGAAAACUGGGAAAGUACGGGUGACGAUUUUGGACAGGAAGGCUGCCCACAGGAAUAUUGUCAACCAGAAGGAGUUAGUGGAAGCUCUGCGUGAAGAUCCUAGCUAUGAAGUACAAGUUGUGGUGUACAACCAUUCCCUGACGUUUUUGCAGCAAAUUGAGAUCACUCAUAACAGUGACAUCUUCAUUGGGAUGCACGGUGCUGGUCUGACCCACUUGCUCUUCCUCCCAGAUUGGGCCGCCAUCUUUGAAGUGUGUAACUGUGAGGACAAACACUGCUACGAGGACCUUGCCAAUCUCCGAGGGGUUCACUACAUGACCUGGGAGAACUACAGCCUUCUCAAGAAACAAAAUGAGGUUCUUCAUCCGUCCCUGAAGAAACCUCACCCGAAAUUCUGUGACUAUUUUUUUGACAAGGACGAGUUUGUACGUCUGGUCAAAAAGGCCCAUCUUCACGUCAGUUCUCAUGACAGAUUCCAGCGAGAGGUAGCCCUACGUGAUGAACUUUGACGACCCUUGAGACUGAUAAUUCUUUUAAUUUCUACUUUAUUUUACUGUCUUUUUGAUAUGAUAUUUGAGAGGUUAAGUGACAUGUUUUGCUAUACACAUAUAAGGCAAUGCGUUCAGGAAGAUUUUCAUUCCUGUUCAUAUACUCAGAAAAUAAUAUGAAACAUUGCAUUUAAUACAAUCAGUGUACCUUAGCCGUUUUUAAACAAAUGCAAAAACCUAAAUAAUAAAUUAUAUCCUGAGGUUUAAUGAGAUAUGUUUCUCAAGUCCAUGAUUGUGACAGAUUACGUGAACUCUAAUUAUACAUGUGCAUUAUUCUCAACCAUGUGAGAAAUGAAGGUUUUUCUCAUUCAAUCGGUGUUGCGUACAGCAAGCUAGCAGCAGUGUUGCGUUUGUUGCGCAUUGGGGCUUAUGUUUUGUGAUGUUGACGUGCGCAUCCGUGACUCACAGGGUCUACA